AUGGGGUUUUAUAGGUGUGGGUUUGCACAGAGCCAAGAAGCAUAUGAUAGAGCGGCAAAUGACUUAUUUUGUACACUAGACAAGUUGGAGGAUCACUUGGCCAAUUCCCGCUACUUGUGUGGAGACACACUACUCACCCUUGUAGAUAUAUGCCUAUUUACUACAUUGAUUCGGUUUGAUCUUGCCUAUAAUGUUCUUUUUAAAUGUACCAAGAAGAAGUUAUACGAGUAUGUCAAUCUACAUGCCUACAUGCGUGACAUUUAUCAGCUGCGUGGGUGUUCAUGGCAUGAUGGAAAGAUUCCCAAGGUCGCAGCUACAUGCAAUUUCACAGAAAUUAUGGAUGGUUACUAUAAAAUCCUGUUUCCUCUCAAUCCAGGGAGCAUUAGACCAAUCAUGCCUUCAACUUCUGAGCAUGAAAUCCUUUGCACGCCUCAUGGCAGGGAAUCCCUAUCAUCGUCUACGCCAGCAUUUGUUAAAUAG
Messenger RNA from Gastrolobium bilobum, 480 nucleotides. RefSeq lists its product as uncharacterized. The record is from RefSeq and is a predicted model, not a curated record. The transcript is spliced from 3 exons. The coding region runs from base 1 to 480 and encodes 159 amino acids. Lineage: Eukaryota; Viridiplantae; Streptophyta; Magnoliopsida; Fabales; Fabaceae. Gene Ontology annotation, cellular component: cytoplasm. Gene Ontology annotation, molecular function: glutathione transferase activity.